This is a messenger RNA of Brenthis ino (lesser marbled fritillary), 2163 nucleotides long. The record is from the annotation of a GenBank genome assembly. Lineage: Eukaryota; Metazoa; Arthropoda; Insecta; Lepidoptera; Nymphalidae.
AUGCAUAGCCAACAGUGUCUUGCUAUUGGAUUUUUUAGUCACGUGUCACCAACGAUGACGGUAACAGUGUCAAAAGACCGACGCGAGAGUUCAGGGCAGAGAUGGGGUCCGCCGCGGAGAGUGACCUUGAGAAGACGUCCCGGCGCACCGCUUGGAGUCAGCAUUGUUGGUGGAAAGGUCGAUAUAAUCGCAAACCAACAUGGAGAAAAUGGUAGUGAGAAAGCUAUAUUCGGCAUCUUCAUCAAGAAUGUGGUACCAAAUAGUCCGGCAUCUCAGAGUGGCCAGUUACAAACGGGUGAUAGGAUCCUCGAAGUAGAUGGGGUGUGUGUGAGGACUGCGCAGCAUGAAAGAGCCGUAGAACUGAUCAAGGCAGCUCGCGAUACAGUCACUUUAACUGUGCAAAGCCUUAUGACAUGGAGUACUGAUUCUUCGGAUGAAACCACGCCUCCUACUAAGCCUCGUCCUCGACCAAGCUUUAAGAAGACUCCCGCGCCAAAGCCUCCAGUCACACCACAGCAUGAGAUAAAGAUAACAGUGACAUCAGAACCAGAAGUAGAGAAAGAGUUAGCAAGAGAAGCAAAUGAAAAGAAAGAAGACUCUCCAACGGUUAAUGGAGAACAAGAACCCCCUAAACGUGUUUAUUCUGAUUCUGAGAGCAGUGAUGAAGAAGAUGAUAGAGAAUUACAGGGAAGAACCUAUUCAGAUAAAGGCGUGGAGAUUGACAGAGCAUCCGCUGGUGCUAUCAAGAGAAGUAGAGAAGAGAAGGAAGCAGAUCCAGAAGAAGAAGAUGACUUCGGCUACACAACAAAUAAAAUCAAAAAGAAGUAUGCGUCCCUUGGCGACAGCGUGGUGGUGGUCAAGCUGGAAAGGUCGCCGAAAGCUGGACUUGGGCUAAGUCUUGCAGGACACAGGGAUAGAAGCAGGAUGGCGGUGUUCAUUUGCGGCAUGAACCCAGCUGGAUCUGCUGCCAAAAGUUCACCGCCUAUCAAAGUUGGAGACGAAAUAUUAGAGGUCAACGGUAUUGUACUACAUGGAAGAUGUCAUCUCAACGCGUCUGCUAUCAUCAAAGGCCUUGUUGGACCAGUCUUCAAAAUCAUCUUGUUAAGACGAAAGGCGGCAUUAGAAGACGUGGCAGUCAAACCUCUCACACAAUUUCCAGUAGCAAUCGACGAAGAGGCGGACGACCGAUUCGCCGGCUACAAGGGAGUUCGAGAUAUUACCGUCAAAAAGGGACCAUCAGGACUAGGUAUAAUGAUAAUAGAAGGCAGACACACAGAAGCUGGUCGGGGUAUCUUCGUGUCGGAUUUGCAGGAAGGCAGCGCAGCAGAACAGGCUGGUUUAAAUAUAGGAGACAUGAUUUUAGCUGUAAACAAAGAUUCACUUCUUAGCUGUAGCUACGAUGCUGCAGCGGCAAAACUAAAGCAAACUGAAGGCGUCGUAGUACUCACAGUGUGUAGUCCCAACAUGAAAGAUCCAGAUAAGAAUGAUGAGUCUGCAUCAGGGGCUUCAGGAAAUAAAACUGACCCAUCUCGACCAACCACACCUAAGCCAGCGGCUCCGGCUAAGCCGGAACCUCCCGCGGACCCCGCAACGGCUCCGAUCAAAUCAAACCAAGAUACUGUGAUAGAAAUAGCUACAAACAACGAAGUUUUAGGUAUCUGCCUACUCGGCGGCAGUGAUACUCUCAUAAAUGGCCCAGCUGCAGUUAUAUUAGAAAUAUACAAGAACGGUGCAAUAGCUAAGGACGGACGACUCAAAGUGGGCGAUCAGAUCCGUGACUGCAAUGGAGUGGCCAUCAACAAGGAUAUGAGCCAUGAGAGAAUUUGUUUAUCUAUUAAGUUGAAAGUACCUAAGUUAAAAAUGACAGUUUAUCGACCCGAUCCAUUGCAAUAUGAUGAAAUUGAGGUGGAACUGACGAAGAAGUCCGGGAGACCUCUCGGUCUGAACUGUGUCCCACCGAUAGAAGGCACUGGAGCAUAUUUAGGAGAACUACUUCCAGGGUCACCAGCUGAAGUAGAUGGCAAAUUACAAAAAGGAGAUUUCAUUGUAGCAGUUGACGGUAAAGACGUAUCUACUGCAGAAUUUUUGGCAGUCGGCGCCAUUUUGAAAUUAUGCAACAACAAAACUAAUAUAAAAGUGAAAAGAUUCAAAAUAGUUCCAAGA